This is a messenger RNA of Penaeus monodon (black tiger shrimp), 863 nucleotides long. RefSeq names its product partner of bursicon-like. Gene Ontology annotation, cellular component: bursicon neuropeptide hormone complex; extracellular region. Gene Ontology annotation, biological process: G protein-coupled receptor signaling pathway. Gene Ontology annotation, molecular function: neuropeptide hormone activity; G protein-coupled receptor binding. The record is from RefSeq and is a predicted model, not a curated record. Lineage: Eukaryota; Metazoa; Arthropoda; Malacostraca; Decapoda; Penaeidae.
GACUGCCGCUGCUGCCGCGAGACCCACCUCCGGGCGCGCGACGUGGUGCUCACCCACUGUUACGACGGUGACGGCAACCGCAUCACUGGCGACAACGGCAAACUGACCGUCAAGCUGCGCGAACCUGCGGACUGCCAGUGCUUCAAGUGCGGGAAUUCGAUCCGAUAAGGAGUUCGAUCCCACUCCGAUGCCCGGUUGCCGUGUUGGAACUCAACCCGACGUGUAACUGGACGUUCGACCUCUGCUCUCGAUUGAUAACAUAGCCCUACCUCUGCGAUUUAUUUUUUGAUCUUCAGUGAUAAGCAGCAUGGCGAUUUUCAAUCACGACAGUUUAAUGAAUACAAGUAUAGUUACAGCAGUGCUACGGGCAAGCGUCCAAACUCUCAUUAUCAUUCUUCAAAUUUAGCAAGUGAUGAAUAGAGAUUAAUUCAUCUGUUUCUACCAUGGGGGAAAUUCCAUUGUAAAAUCCAUCAUGACGAAUUUUCAAAAUAAAGAAAUCCUGAAAUUUCGAGAGCAAUCGAAACAUUCACAUACAUAAUCAAUUAUCACUGUUAUAUUCAUCCAUAACUUCACUUUUUACCCCUUUGUCAUUUAUGUCAAAUAAUACUCAUAGAAACACAUAUAUAUCAUAAAACAACCUUCCUUCUUGUAAAACAUGUUUAUAUAAUGAUCUAGUAAUGUUUCUUAGUCUAGUCGAUGUAGCAUACUUGAAGAAAAGGAGGAAAAGGACACAUCAAAAGGUCUGAAACGUGUGCGUGACAAGUUCCUUUCCAUUCAAAUUUUCUUGCAUUUUUUCUACGUCUGGCAAAUUGUCUAUGGCUUACUUGUGCAACUUGAAAUAAACUGUUAUCUAACAGGCAUGA